This is a messenger RNA of Podarcis muralis (Common wall lizard), 1632 nucleotides long. It is a transcript of the gene SAC3D1, whose product is annotated as SAC3 domain containing 1. The record is from RefSeq and is a predicted model, not a curated record. Gene Ontology annotation, cellular component: nucleus; spindle; centrosome. Gene Ontology annotation, biological process: spindle assembly; centrosome duplication. Lineage: Eukaryota; Metazoa; Chordata; Lepidosauria; Squamata; Lacertidae.
UGCGGGAGGCAGUGGAGGACAGGAGUGCCUGGCGUGCCCUGGUCCAUGGGGUCACGGAGAGUCAGACACGACUAAACAACAACAUGUGUACAGCCUACCCCUCACUUCCAAACUCAGUAUCAUCCCCAAUGCAAAUAACACAGGAAAGAGGAGCCGAGUUCCGGAAGGGAGUUGCAGCAGCAGCGGCAGCAAGAUUCUUGCAUUGCAGCGGAUUGGACUAGAUGUCCCUCGGAGUGCUUUCCAACUGUACAAGUCUAUGAACCGAAGGUCUCCCGCCCCAGCUCCUCCUCUUUGUCCCGGGCCGGGUCCUUUGUCGCCUCCUCCCCGCCCGGGCCAGCCUCUCCUCCUCCAGCUGCUGCUUCUGCCGUCGAUGCCGAGCUCGGAGGCCGCCCCUCUCCGGGGCACGUGCCCGGGGAUGUGCCCGGCCGAGGAGUUCGCGCGGCGGCGCCGGGAAGGCCGCCUGCACCGGCUGGAGCUGGGCGCUGGGCGCGAGGCGGACCCGGCGCUGGCCGUCAAGGAAUACUCGCGCCCGGCCGCCGGCAAGGCGCCCCCGCGGCCCGAGGAGCUGCGCCCGCCCGACGUUUUGCUGGCCACCGUCCGCCACCUGCUGGAGCGGGAGGACCGGGGAUCGGACGCCGGGGACUCCGCCGAGGCUGCGGAGCGCGGCGCCUUCGUAACCGACCGGCUGCGCGCGGUGCGCCUGGACGCGGCGCUGCAGCGGCUCCCCGGCGCGUCCUGCGCCGCCCUCCACGAGCGCGCCCUGAUCUGGCUGCUCCGAGCCGGGACGCGCCUCUGCGCCCAGCCGCCCGCCCGCUUCGACGCCCACCUGCACCGCGCCCACCUGCAGGAGACCUUCGCCGCCCUCCGGCGCGCCUACCGGGAGCACGAGGACGGAGCCCGGCCCGCCGCCCAGCCCCGCUUCCAAGCCCUCUUCCUUCUCUACAACCUGGGCUCUCCAGUAGCUCUCUGGGAGACCCUGCAGCUCCCCGAUGCCAUCCGAACCUCCCCAGACGUCUCCAUGGCGCUGACCAUCAAUUGGGCCUUCCUGGAGCGGAAUUUCGCCCGCUUCUUCCGCCUGGCCCGGGAGCUGCCUUACCUGCCCAGCUGCGCCCUUCACCCCCACCUGGCUGGGGCCCACCGCCUGGCCUUGAUGACCUUCAGCCACGGCUUCAGCGCCAGGAACUCCCGCUACCCUCUGGCACGGCUGGCACGGCUGCUGGCCAUGGACAGCGUGGAAGAGGCGGCGGACUUGUGCCAGGCCCACGGCUUGACCGUGUUGGAGGGGGACGUGGUCUUCCAGAAGGGCUCCUUCAAGGACGGUGUGCCUUUGGUGCAUAAGACUUCCCGCCUGCUUGUGGACGGCAAAUGGGGGGAGUCUACUCUGCUGGAGCUCUCAGAGAGGGUCUGCAGCUGACCCCCUUUGGAAUGACUCUGUGUGCGUGAGCUGAGACUGGAAAGGGGUUUGCAGCUCAGGGUUUUCCCCCUAGAGAAGUUAGACUGGCUCCCUCAUUGUCGUCUGCCUGGCAGUAGGCUUCAGGUGCAGACAGUGUACAGUGGUACCUUGGGUGAAGUUCUUAAUUCGUUCUGGAGGUCCGUACUUAAUCUGAAACUGUUCUUAACCUGAAGCACCAC